GGUGGGCGCUGUGUUCGGGUCGGGGCUUCGUCUGUGUGGCAGUUCUCGUUACCGGUACAGCUCCCUCAGAAGCGGGUACACGGAGCGGUAUCACGGGGGGAUGGAGCGGUAUCGGGCUGGGGAGAGCAGCAGCAGCGGGGAGCCGAGCUGUGCUGCCAGCAUCAUUUCUGCACCGAGCCGGUGACCGACGGGUACACGGGACUCCUAGUGCUCUUGGGUAGUUUGACGCCGGCCACCGAAUGCGCAGUAUAGGGUCCUUCAGCAGGGGACCUGCACCUUCUCUGGACAGUGCUUGACUCCCACCCCUGGGGGGCACAUGGUGUCCUCCCUGCUUCCCCCCUGGACAGAAGAUGACCAGAUUGAUGUUGGGAGUUACGUUAGAGAGGAUCUGUAAGGCCGUCCUCCUCCUCUGCCUUAUUCACUUUGUCAUUAUUAUGAUCUUGUACUUUGAUGUGUACGCCCAGAGACUGGACUUCUUCAUGCGAUUUAAUGUCAAAAACUCCUCCCGAGUGCAUCCUUACUACAACUUCUCAAGGCCCAAUGGCACUGCCUACGUUGCUGCCACUUCUGUGGGUGAACCGUUUACACCGAGCACCAAGGUAGAACUCAACCAAACUGUCACAGAGAAGCCACUUGUACCGUGUCCAGACACACCGCCUGGUCUAGUCGGCCGUCUGCUGAUUGAGUUCAGCUCACCUAUGACAAUGGAGAGAGUUCAGCGGGAGAACCCAGAUGUGACGGAGGGAGGACGGUACACCCCGUCUGACUGCCAACCCAAGGAUAAGGUGGCUAUCAUCAUUCCCUUCCGACACCGAGACCAUCACCUAAAGUACUGGCUGCAUUAUGUGCACCCCAUCCUGCGGCGCCAAAAGGUGGCAUAUGGGAUCUUCAUCAUAAACCAGUUUGGCGAGGACACUUUUAACCGUGCCAAGCUCCUGAACGUGGGCUUCUUGGAGGUUCUGAAGGAGGAAGAUUAUGACUGUUUUAUCUUUAGCGAUGUGGAUCUUAUACCCAUGGAUGACCGAAACUUGUAUCAUUGCUACGAGCAGCCCAGGCACUUUGCUAUCGCUAUGGACAAGUUCGGCUUUCGGUUACCCUAUGCCGGCUACUUUGGAGGAGUCUCUGGUCUAAGUAAGACCCAGUUCCUAAAGAUAAAUGGCUUCCCCAACGAGUACUGGGGUUGGGGAGGAGAAGAUGAUGACAUUUAUAACAGAAUUACUCUCAACGGCAUGAAGGUGUCCCGACCCGAUAUCCGAAUUGGGCGCUACCGGAUGAUCAAACAUGAACGGGAUAAGCACAAUGAACCCAAUCCUCAGAGGUUCACAAAGAUCCAAAACACUAAGAUGACGAUGAGGAAGGACGGCAUAAACACUCUGCACUACAACGUGGUCCAGGCCAGCAAAUACCCCAUGUACACAAACAUCACAGUGGACAUUGGAAGGCCCCCUCCGCGCCCAGCCAGGGGUUAGGGGGCCGCAAUCUCAUGCACUGGGUGCUUACUUUGUUUCAGGCUCCUCUGAAGACAUUUGUCAUGCUGGAAGUGAUAAUGUGCAGCCAGCUGCAUUGGCCCCAUCGGGGGUGCAACCCAAGGGGACACGCACAGGUUUAUCUGCCGCUGACAGAUGACAUAAAGGAGCUACAUAACCGUAUCUGUCCGGCUGUAGAGCAGAUGUACCAGGGAACAAUCCGCAUGCACAGAGGCCGGCUACACCUCAAUAUUUGUACGAUUAUUAUGGUUUAAAAUCAUUAUUUUGUUUUUCUUAUAACUUGUUAAACAUAUAAAGGGUUUUUCUAUUAAAAAAAAAAAAACACACAAAAAAACAACUCAUCCUGGUGGCCACUUUGAUGUCACUUCCGGUAAAUAAGUUUAAUAUAUCUGUGAGAUGAGAUUUGUCAGUUCUCCCAGCUCUGUGUCAGUUGCCAACGUAAGUGAAUGAUUUUAGCAUGGCAGCUUCUAGCAGCGCAAAUAUGAAUGGUUUACACACUAUCAGGGCUGGCCUGCAGGGGGUACUGUUUAUCAGGAUCUAGCACAUUACCCCAUGUACUGCAGCAAAUAUAUCACCCAGUAAACCUCACUGGUGUAAGAGAAUGAUUUUUUUGUUAAAGGAGCACUUCGGGGCGUCGGGGUGCGGGUGAUUGCAGGCUGUUCCAGUGGAGGAAAGUUUUUUUCACUAAAUCGAAAUCCAAAAAGAAAGGGCUUGUCAGUGUACCUGGGUGUAAUAUAUAGUGAGAAUGAGCAGGUGUCUCACCUGUAGCCUUAUGAUAUGCGCAGAACAACACCGCAUUAGACGUUAACACCACCUACUGAUGGGCACUGCUGUACGUUCUGCAAGUCUAGUGGGUAUUAUGUCUCUUUGAGGGCAUGUCCGUUCUGUAUUCCGUUAUAUGCUUUGGAAGUGUCUAAUGACUGCUGCAUGGAGAAUCUUGCAUUUUGUAGGCUGGAAGAAAGGGAAGGCCAUAUAUAUUUAACUUUUUGUGUGCCACAAACAGCAGACAGUGGGUUAAGCCUUACUAGUGCCCACGGUAUUAUGUGCAGACACCGUUCCCUGUCAGAAGAAACCUCAGUGUAAGAGGAAUUCUCAUUCCAUGUGUACACAUUGCAGUUCCGUUUAAAGGGACACUGAACCCAAAUUUGUUCAUUUGUAAUUCAGAAAGAGCAUGCAAUUUUAAGCAACUUUCUAAUUUACUCCUAUUAUCAAUUUUUCUUCGUUCUCUUGCUAUCAUUAUUUGAAAAAGAAGGCAUCUAAGCUUUUUUUUGGUUUCAGUACUCUGGACAGCACUUUUUUAUUGGUGGAUGAAUUUAUCCACCAAUCGGCAAGGACAACCCAGGUUGUUCACCAAAAAUGGGCCGGCAUCUAAACUAACAUUCUUGCAUUUCAAAUAAAGAUACCAAGAUAAUGAAGAAAAUUUGACAAUAGGAGUAAAUUCGAAAUUUGCUUAAAAUGUCAUGUUCAAUCUGAAUCACGAAAUUAAAUAUUUGUGUACAGUGUCCCUUUAAUUACUGUGUUUUCAUUUACGAGAAUAAUUUAUUGCUUGCCUUGUAUGUCCCUAAAGCAGGCAACAGCCGGAAGCAUUCCCAGUUAGUUGUAAAAUUUAAGACUGGGAAUUGCUGCUACUUUUUCACAAUAUAUGUAGCAAGUGUCAGAUGAAAAGCUGCAUUUUGUUUUACAUGAAUUUACAAGGUGCUCAGACGUCUGCAAUAAGAUACAAGCGGUGAAACGUCUGCCUGGUGCAAAGGCUGAAGCAUAAAAUACAGUGCAGGGUGGCUAGUUAGGUGCCCGCAGGGACAGGGCAUGAAACUGGAUACUGAGGAACAUCAGCCCAUGUUAGCUCUGCCUGUAUACGGGUCACAGAGUGUGAGAGGGCAGAUACUGUAAAGGGAUCUGUCACAGUGAAAGGUAUUAGCACAACGGGGCAAUUUACCAACCCCAGUAUCGGCCCCAAGGCCUCUGUUUGACUUGCUGGAAACAAGAGUUAAGAAGCAGUGGUCUUAAAGGGACAUUAAACCCAAAAAAAUAUUUCAUGAUUCAGAUAGAGAAUACAAUUUUUAAAAAGUUUCCAAUUUACUUCUAUUAUCAAAUUUAUUUCAUUCUCAUGUUAUUCUUUUUUGAAGAGAUACCUAAGUAGGUAGCGUGCACAUGCCUGAAGCACUACAUGACAGGAAAUAGUGCUGCCAUCUAGUGCUCCUGCUAAUGUAUAACAUUGUUGCAAAACUGCUGCUAUAUAGUGCUGCAGACACGUGCACACUUUUGAGCUUACAUUUCUGCUUUUCAAAUAAGGAUAACAAGAAAACUAAGAAAAUAUAAGUAAAUUAAAAAGUUGUUUAAAAUUUGAUGUUCUAUCUAAAUCGUGAAAGAAAAAAAUUGGGUUUUAUGUCCCUUUAAGACCGCUGCUCCUUAACUCGUCCGCCGCCUCUGAGGCGGAGGACAGCAAUCCGCUAGAUCGCAUACAAUCAGGUUGAUUGACACCCCCUGCUAGCAGCCGAUUGGCCGCGAAUCUGCAGAUGGCGGCAUUGCACAAGCAGUUCACCAGAACUGCUUGUGCAAUGAUAAAUGCCAACAGCGUAUGCUGUCGACAUUUAUCGAUGUCUGGCGGAUAUGAUCGCUACAGCAGAUCAUGUCCGCCAGACACAUGAUAAAUCGGCCCCAAUGUAUCUACUAUCAGAGAUUCCCAUUGACUGCACAUGAGAUUUGCUGUCUACUGUGCACAAAACUGUUUAACCCCUAUCCUGGCUCCACAAUAAAGUGAAUCUGGCAACCUGUGCCCUCAGCCAAACCCAUCCCACAUGCAGGACUAAGGGCAGCAGGUCACUCAUGCUUUGUCCUCUGGUCAUGUGUCCACAGGAGCAGGGGCGGCCCCACAAAAGCUAUUCUGUAAAUGAAAGGAGUAACACAAUUCUUCAUGUGAUUAGAAUAUACAGGAUGGGAGCAGCAAAUACUGAAUCAAUGAGAUUUCAAUAACUUCAGUUUAGUGUGCUGGGUUUUACUAAGACAACAAGAUUUUAGCUGUAAAAUGACUGCUAUAAAUGUAAAGCAUAUCUUAGAACAGCUGCCCAGGUGGGUGUGUCAGGUGCAGCCAAUCACAGAUUGCAUCAGCAGAGUUUGGACUCCCAAGAAGAAUCUAUCCAAUGUCCCCUAGUAGAGGAGCUAGUUAGCGGCUGACUUGUAGAAGUCAGUAUGUUUCCUGUAAUCAGUUGCUCACAACACUGCAACAUCUACCAUUUCACAAACUGCUUUAGUUUUAGCAAUUUCAUGACACAUGUUUUGUGCGAUGUUUUAUUCUGUAAUGUUCUCAAUAAAACAAUAUAGCGUGAAGACAUUUCACUGAGAUGAAUCCCUUUUCGGACCUGUGCAGGAUGAGCUUCUAGAAAACCAGUUAACACUGCAGCUUUGGAAAUCUUUUGGUAAAAUAUAUUAUUCUUCCACCAGUGUUGAAAUCUCCUGUAGAUGAUAUAUCAGCAAGUCAUACAGUUAUAGCAGAAUAUACUGCAUACCAUCCUAGCACUGUCGCCACUGCUGCCAGAACAUACUUGUAGGACACAAAUUACUGCGCAGAGCCUCUUAGUGAAAGGGAGCCGCUGAGUGUUCCUGUUACCCUCUGGAAUGUUUGGGGGGGAGCUGGGCAGGAAGUCAAUCCAUCCAUUUUGGAUGUGUCUGUUUGUUAUAUGUUUGUUUCUUUUCUAUAACUGUGUAAUGAAAGGUUUGACAAUGAGCUAUUGCAAUCUCUGCCUUUACAGAUUUCAUAAAAUAAUUUACAAACUUGCA
Molecule: messenger RNA, 5264 nt
Organism: Bombina bombina (fire-bellied toad)
Lineage: Eukaryota; Metazoa; Chordata; Amphibia; Anura; Bombinatoridae
Gene: B4GALT2
Product: beta-1,4-galactosyltransferase 2
Exons: 8
Coding region: 351-1469 (372 amino acids)
Biological process (GO): carbohydrate metabolic process
Molecular function (GO): glycosyltransferase activity
Source: RefSeq, a predicted model, not a curated record